CGAAGCAGGAGACCCCAGGUCAGCCUCCAGAAGAGAUGGAGUCAUCUGCAAUGCAACAGGAGGCCCCAACUGACCUUCCAGGUCCUCCUACAGAGGUUCAACUUUUCCCCAGUGGGCAGGAGCAGCCAGCUCAGCCUUCUGAGUCUUCUGGGGAGGCUGAAUCAUCUCCAGCCCAGCAAGAUACCCCAGCUCAGUCUCCAGAAGAGAUGGAGACAUCUGCAAUCCAACAGGAGGCCCCAACUGAGCUUCCAGGACCUCCUAUAGAGGCUGAAUUUUCCCCCAGUGAGCAGGAGCAGCCAGCUCAGCCUUCUGAGUCUUCUGGGGAGGCUGAAUCUUCUCCAGCCCAGCAGGAGACCCCAGCUCAGCCUCCAGAAGAGAUGGAGUCAUCUGCAAUCCAACAGGAGGCCCCAACUGAGCUUCCAGGUCCUCCUAUAGAGGCUGAACUUUCCCCCAGUGAGCAGGAGCAGCCAGCUCAGCCUUCUGAGUCUUCUGGGGAGGCUGAAUCUUCUCCAGCCCAGCAGGAGACCCCAGCUCAGCCUCCAGAGGAGAUGGAGUCAUCUGCAAUCCAACAGGAGACCCCAACUGAGCUUCCAGGUCCUCCUAUAGAGUUUCAACUUUCCCCCAGUGAGCAGGAGCAGCCAGCUCAGCCUUCUGAGUCAUCCGGGGAGGCUGAAUCUUCUCCAGCCCAGCAGGAGACCCCAGCUCAGCCUCCAGAAGAGAUGGAGUCAUCUGCAAUCCAACACGAGACCCCAACUGAGCUUCCAGGUCCUCCUAUAGAGUUUCAACUUUCCCCGAGUGAGCAGGAGCAACCAGCUCGGCCUUCUGAGUCUUCUGGGGAGGCUGUAUCUUCUCCAGCCAAGCAGGAGACCCCAGCUCAGCCAACAGAAGAGAUCGAGUCAUCUGCAAUCCAACAGGAGGCCCCAGCUGAGCUUCCAGGUCCUCCUAUAGAGGUUCAACUUUCCCCCAGUGGGCAGGAGCAGCCAGGUCAGCCUUCUGAGUCUUCUGGGGAGGCUGAAUCUUCUCCAGGCCAGCAGGAGACCCCAGCUCAGCCUCCAGAGGAGAUGGAGUCAUCUGCAAUGCAACAGGAGGCCCCAAGUGAGCUUCCAGGUCCUCCUAUAGAGGCUGAACUUUCCCCCAGUGAGCAGGAGCAGCCAGCUCAGCCUUCUGAGUCUUCUGGGGAGGCUGAAUCUUCUCCAGCCCAGCAGGAGACCCCAGCUCAGCCUCCAGAAGAGAUGGAGUCAUCUGCAAUCCAACAGGAGGCCCCUACUGAGCUUCCAUGUCCUCCUACAGAGGCUGAACUUUCCCCCAGUGAGCAGGAGCAGCCAGCUCAGCCUUCUGAGUCUUCUGGGGAGGCUGAAUCUUCUCCAGCCCAGCAGGAGACCCCAGUUCAGCCUCCAGAAGAGAUGGAGUCAUCUGCAAUCCAACAGGAGGCCCCAACUGAGCUUCCAGGUCCUCCUAUCGAGUCUCAACUUUCCCCCAGUGAGCAGGAGCAGCCAGCUCAGCCUUCUGAGUCUUCUGGGGAGUCUGAAUCUUCUCCAGCCCAGCAGGAGACCCCAGCUCAGCUUCCAGAAGAGAUGGAGUCAUCUGCAAUCCAACAGGAGGCCCCAACUGAGCUUCCAGGUCCUCCUAUAGAGGCUGAACUUUCCCCCAGUGAGCAGGAGCAGCCAGCUCAGCCUUCAGAGUCUUCUGGGGAGGUGGAGUCUUCUCCAGCCCAGCAGGAGGCCCCAGCUCAGCCCUCAGAACAUCAUGAAGUCACAGUUUCACCUCCUGGUCACCAUCAAACUCAGCAUUCAGAUUUUCCCAAUGUCUCUGUUAAGCGUCCAGACACGCAGCUCACCAUAAUAGAGCCUAGUGCAGAGGUGGGAACUUCUCCAGUCCUCCAGGAGGCUACAGCUCAGCUCUCAGGGCCAGGUAAUGAUGCAGAACCUCCCGCCACUCAGCACGGGGGCCCACCUCUGCCUCCAGAGUCACUGGAAGAGGCUGGACCUUUAGCAAUUCAACAGGAGACUUCAGUUCAAUCUCCGGAACCUAUUAAUAGUGAGAACCCCUCUCCAACCCAGCAGGAGGCUGAAGCUGAGCAUCUACAGACCGCUGAGGAGGGUGAGUCUUCUCUAACCCAGCAGGAGGCCGCAACUGAGACUCCAGAGCUCCCUAAUGAAGUUGUAGCUCAACCUCCAGAGCAUUCAAACCUGAAUCAAGCCACAGUUCAACCUUUGGACCUGGGGCUUAGCAUCACGCCAGAAUCCGUGACAGAGGUUGACCUUUCUCCAACCAUGCAGGAGACCCCAACUCAGCCUCCUAAGAAAGUUGUAUCCCAACUUCCAGUACAUCAAGAGAUAACAGUUCCAACACCAGGUCAGGAUGAAGCUAAGCAUCCAGUGUCACCCAGCGUCACAGUUCAACCUUUGGACCUGGGACUUACCAUCACUCCAGAACCCACCACGGAGGCUGAACGUUCUACACCCCUGAAGAAGACUCUAGUUCCUCCAAAGCGUCCUGAGGUGACACUUCCACAUCCAGACCAGGUUCAGACUCAGUAUUUACACCUGACUCAAGCCACAGUUCAACCUUUGGACCUGGGGUUUAUCAUCACUCCAGAAUCCACAACAGAGGUUGAGCUUUCUACUGUCCUGAUGACUAUAGCUCCUCCUGCAGAACACCCUGAGGUGACACUUCCACCUUCAGACCAGGUUCAGACUCAGCAUUCACACCUGACUCAAGCCAUGGUUCAACCUUUGGACCUAGGGCUUACCAUCAUUCCAGAAUCCACAACAGAGGUUGAACUUUCUCCAACCAUGCAGGAGACCCCAACUCAGUCUACUAAGAAAGUUGUACCCCAAUUUCUAGUACAUCAAGAGGUAACAAUUCCAACACCAGGUCAGAAUGAAGCUCAGCAUCCAAUGUCACCCAGCGUCACAGUUCAACCUUUGGACCUGCGACUUACCAUCACUCCAGAACCCCCUGCGGAGGUUGAACUUUCUACAGCCCUGAUGACUACAGCUCCUCUUCCAGAACACCCUGAGGUGACACUUCCACCUUCAGACAAGGGUCAGGGUCAGCAUUCACACCUGACUCAAGUCACAGUUCAACCUCUGGCCCUGAAGCUUAACAUAACUACAAAACCUACUACAGAGGUUAAACCAUCUCCAACCACAGAGGAGACCUCGACUCAGCCUCCAGACCCAGGGCUUGCCGUAACUCCAGAGCCCAUUACAGAGAUUGGACAUUCUUCAGCCCUGGAGAAGACUACAGCUUCUCAUCCAGACCAGGUUCAGACUCUGCAUCGAAGCCUGACUGAAGUCACAGGUCCACAUACUGAACUAGAACCUACUCAGGAUUCAUUGGUGGAGUCUGAAAGUCACACCCAAAAUAAGGCUUUAACUGCAUCAGAGGAACAGAAGGCCUCCACAAGCAGCAACAUAUGUGAGCUUUGUACCUGCGAAAAUGAGACGCUGUCGUGUAUUAAUCUCGGCCCAAAGCAGAGGCUCCACCAAGUGCCUAUGCCAGAGCCCAACACCUACAAUGGCACCUUCACCAUCUUAGAUUUCCACGGAAACUAUAUUUUUCACAUUGAUGGAAAUGUAUGGAAAGCAUACAGUUGGACCGAGAAACUAAUUCUCAGUGAGAAUUAUUUGACUGAAUUACAUAAGGAUUCAUUUGAAGGCCUGCUAUCCCUCCAGUAUUUAGAUUUAUCCUGCAAUCAAGUACAGUUUGUUGAAAGACAUACAUUUGAACCACUACCAUUUUUGCAAUAUCUAAAUCUUCGUUGCAAUUUACUCGCAGAACUGAGCUUUGGAACAUUUCAGGCCUGGCACGGAAUGCAGUUUUUACACAAGUUAAUUCUCAAUCGCAAUCCUCUGACAACUGUUGAAGAUCCGUAUCUCUUUAAAUUGCCGGCAUUAAAAUAUUUAGACAUGGGAAAAACACAAGUCCCACUUGCAACACUUAAGAACAUUCUCACGAUGACUAUUGAACUGGAAAAACUCUGGGAAGAAAGGAGAAUCGCCUCUGGAAGAAUCCAGUAUCUAAACCAUAUAACAAGAAUUACACAACGGGAGCACCCAACAUGCGUCUCCUCUCAGGCUGGAGUUUGGUGGUGCGAUUCCAACUCAGGGCAACCUCCACCUCCCGGGUCAAAUGAUUCUCCUGCUUCAGCCUCCAGAGUAACUGGGAUUAUAGUAAAGACAAAGUCUCACUAUGCGCCAAGGUCGACCUCCCAAAGUGUUGGGAUUACAAGUGUGAACCACCGUGCCUGGUCCCAGGGACUUUAAGUCAUCACUAAUAAAAUGUAUCAAUAUUGUACAAUGGUGACAGUUGUUAUACUUUUUAUUUGUAUUUUUGUUUCUUUUUUCAAGUAUUCGGCCUCAUCUAGUUGAAUCUGAAGAUGUGGACCUGCUGAUGAAGAGGCUGACUGUAUCUAACUUGGGGUCUUGCAUGCAGCUGGCACUUAAUACAUUUUAUUGACCGUUCUAGCUAACAUUCAACAGACAAUUCCUAACAACAAACUCUUAAAAGUAGGACAAAAAGGAAAUCUGAGUCCUUCCUCUAAAGUGGCUGGAAAACCCGCCUGGGCAACAUAGUGAGACCUUGUCUCUGCAAAAAAAAUUUUUUUAAUUAGCUGCCUGCCUGUAGUCCCA
Messenger RNA from Rhinopithecus roxellana (golden snub-nosed monkey), 4637 nucleotides. Its product is annotated as leucine-rich repeat-containing protein 37B-like. NCBI's taxonomy places the organism in Eukaryota, Metazoa, Chordata, Mammalia, Primates, Cercopithecidae. The transcript has 10 exons. The record is from RefSeq and is a predicted model, not a curated record. Bases 36 to 4271 code for a protein of 1411 amino acids. Gene Ontology annotation, molecular function: protein binding.